Messenger RNA from Coffea arabica (coffee), 2243 nucleotides. Its product is annotated as DNA-3-methyladenine glycosylase. Gene Ontology annotation, molecular function: alkylbase DNA N-glycosylase activity; DNA binding. Gene Ontology annotation, biological process: base-excision repair. Lineage: Eukaryota; Viridiplantae; Streptophyta; Magnoliopsida; Gentianales; Rubiaceae. The record is from RefSeq and is a predicted model, not a curated record.
CAGCAUUCUGAUUCCUUCCUUUCCUACUGCAUUGACAGCAACCACAUCAAGUCGUCAACAAACACCCGCCAAAUUAACCAAAAAGCUGCAGGGUCAAACUAUCAAAGUCCACUAUUUUCUAUGCUAUUCUUGCAAUCAAAAGACUUCUCUUGUUGUCUGAUACUCUCCAGUCCAAAUUUCCAUUUUCUUCAUCGAUCAAUUCGAUGAAGGAUACUCUAAUUCCCAAAAAACUCACUAAACCCAUCAAGAAAACCACCACCGCCACCAGUAUCAUAAAAAGAAAAUUUAAGACGACAGCAAAAGUCAAUCCCAGGGCUAACCCCAGUUCAACAAUCCCAGAAUCUGACUUUCGAGAUGAUGAUGAUGAUAAUGAUUUAAAUCCCAGUUCUUCGUUGUCUACAUUCUUUGAGAAAUGGCCAAUCUUGUCCCCUGAUUUCUACCAAAUUGAUGCCCUUGAUCUUGCCCCACUUUUGCUUGGAAAGUACCUCAGAAGAGACGAUGUUGUUCUUCAGAUAACUGAGGUGGAAGCUUAUAGGCCAAAUGAUUCAGCUUGCCACGGUCGAUUUGGCAUGACAGCAAGAACAGCACCAGUUUUUGGACCUGGUGGACAUGCAUAUGUUUACCUUUGCUAUGGUCUCCACACCAUGCUCAAUAUUGUCGCGGACAGAGAAGGAGCAGGAGCAGCUGUGCUAAUUCGUUCUUGUGCCCCAAUCAGUGGGCUCAAAACCAUUCAACAACGUCGAGGUAUAGUGACUGAGAAGCCUGUUCUUCUUACAGGGCCAGGAAAGGUUGGUCAAGCAUUAGGAAUUUCAACAGAUUGGUCUAACCAUUCCCUAUAUACUCCUGGUGGUUUAGAGCUCCUAGAUGGACCACGGCCAGAGCAUGUACUUGUUGGUCCAAGAGUUGGAAUAGAUUAUGCUUUGCCAGAACAUGUCAACGCAUUGUGGAGGUUUGCAAUUGCUGGUACCCCUUGGAUAAGCGCUCCCAAAAACAAGCUGAGACCUCCCUAGCUACUCCGGACGCCAUCUGACACUGGAUAGGGAAUAUCUCGAAGAUGGAAACAGGAUCGUAAUGCCUCCCUCGGCACUUGAACGCUUAGUCUAUAUGGACAACAUCCAUGGUGUUUGAGAUUAAAAAACCAACUACCACUGCUGCCGCCGCCAGCACCAACACCACCACCACCAACACCAGGGGCAGGCGGGACGAUAACGAGGGUGGCUCUCAACAAGUUUCUCAUUGUGGCGUUCUAGAGUUCAGUGUGGAUGAGGGUUUUGUUUACGUGCCAGAAUGGAUGAUGAAAAACUUGCAAAUUCAUCCUGGUUCAAUCGUGGUGUUGAAGUAUGUAACUCUUCCCAGAGGAAGUUUUAUGAAGAUUCAACCACAUAGGAUGAACUUUAUCAAACUACCUGAUCCUAAAGAAAUCCUUGAAACAGCACUGAAAGAUUUUGCAUGUGUGACUGCUGGAGAUACCAUCAUGAUCACUCAUCAGUAUAACCGGUAUUACAUUGACAUAUUGGAAACAACCCUUCGAAUGCUAUUUCGCUUUUUGAGACAGAUUGUGAGGUUGAUUUUGCACCUCCUUUAGACUACAAAGAGCCAGAAAAGCAACCUCCAUCAUCAGUUGUGCGUGCUGCCAUGGACGCUGAUCCCCGAAAGGUUCAAGAAAAACAAACAUCAGCUCAAGAUGAUGAUCAACAGCCUAAGUUCAAGCCGUUUGUGGGUGCUGCCAGAAGAUUGGAUGAGCAACCUGGAAGUAUUGUGCCUCGUGCAGCUUCUUCUACUCCUCCCUCUUCUCAACUGCCAGUUAAAGAAUCUAGCAAUAGAAUGGCAUCUGAAGCACAACCCUUAUCCAGAAAGCGUGCUGGAAAGCUAGUGUUUGGUCCUGAAGAAGUCGGUAAUCAGCCAAGUAAAUCAAGGAGGAUCUCUGAAGAACUAGAUAACAAAAAGAAUGCAACUAGUGUUGAAAAUAAGUUCAUACCAUUCACAGGAAAGAAGUAUACGUUGGGCGGGUAUCAAACUCAAUUCUGCGGGAGAGAUCGCACGCUUGCGGCAAAUUCUGCUUAGCCAUGCGGGAAAUCUGUUUCCUCAAUGAAUAGUAGAUGCACAGGCAUUAUUUGUAUAUUUGCUUCCUUUGUUUUGAUAGGAAUUAUACAUGAAUUUCGUAGAGAUCAAGAAAACAAAGUAUUUAAAUUCUGUGCUUCAGAGUUUAUGAAAUUGUUGAUAACUUGGUAACAUACUUUCAC